Cherax quadricarinatus is the source of this 4259-nucleotide messenger RNA. RefSeq names its product ceramide synthase 5. Lineage: Eukaryota; Metazoa; Arthropoda; Malacostraca; Decapoda; Parastacidae. Gene Ontology annotation, cellular component: membrane. Gene Ontology annotation, molecular function: sphingosine N-acyltransferase activity. Gene Ontology annotation, biological process: ceramide biosynthetic process. The record is from RefSeq and is a predicted model, not a curated record.
CCGAAACCACCAUUAUUAGGGAGUGUUCUCUGGCGGAAUAAACAACUUGCACGCUCCUUGCACUCGAGCCUAGAGUACUCGUCAGCAGGGCGCUAAUACCAUUUGUUAGGAGCUGUGUGUGUUGGAGUGAAGCAGACGUCAGUGAGAGAUCAACUUAAGUUGGACGUCAAGAUGACUAUGAUGCAGCGUUAUGUUGACGUCUUCCUCAGCCCCUCCACACAACACUACUUUACCAACAACACCAUGGUUGGUAUAUGGUGGCGUCAGCUCUCUUCCUACUUCUGGCAUUCACAUUUCUGGCUACCCAGUGGAAUAGAAUGGGAGGACAUCGCUCCCACUGAAGAACUGAAGUACCCUAACUUCCAGGACGUGUUGGUGUACCCUCUCUUGCUGAGUGUUGUCUUCAUCUCCCUCAACUUCCUCCUGGAACCCUUCAUCUUCGGGCCCCUGGCGCGGGCAGCAGAUAUACCAAACAAGCGGCCAUGUCCGCCUCCGCCCAGCAAAAUCUUAGAACGGCUUUAUUAUCGCCAUGGAAUGAAAUUACCCGAGAAAGCGCUGCUGGAGGCUUGCAGCAGUACAGAUAUGACGGUGCGACAAGUGGAAAGAUGGUUACGUCGCCGUUAUGUUGCUACCCAAACUUCCAAGUAUGAUAAGUUUGUAGAAUGUGGGUUUAAUGUCAUUAGCCACAUUGUUUUGACCACAUAUGGCGUUUCCAUCAUGGUCUCCAAACCAUGGUUAUGGGACAUUUCUAACUGCUGGGAGAAUUAUCCCUAUCAUUAUAUUGAUGAUGAUGUAUGGUGGUACUACACUAUUGGUCUGGCGUAUUUCUGGUCGGCUACGUUCCUUCAGAUCCUUGGGCCAGGACGCAGCGUGUUUGAUAAAAUGCAGAUGAUGCUUCACCACGUGUUUACAAUUCUUCUCAUGGUGUUCUCCUGGACGUGUAACUUCGUUAGAAUAGGCACUCUGGUAUUACUAGUUCAUGAGUGUGCAGACAUCCCUUUACUUAUUGCUAAAAUGCUUGUUUACGCUAACAGGAAAUUUCUCACGGAUGCGAUAUUUGUAAUAUUUUUGAUAAGUUGGGUAAUAACUCGAAAUUACCUCUAUCCUUUCUGGAUCAUGCGCAGUGCAUUCUUCGAUUCUCAGGGCUACACCAAAAUGCCAGCAGCUUACCUAUUAAAAAGUUUGCUGUGCGGUCUGCUGCUGUUGAAUGUGGUCUGGACAGUGUUGAUUGGUGGUGUGUUGGUCAAGAAACUACGUGCAGGCUCGAUAGAGGAUGUCAGAUCUGACGGUGAAGACUUAUCUGAGGACAACAUUAAAAAUGGUACUAAAACUGAAUAACAUUAUUACGUGCGUGUACCUGACAGCAGUUAGUCAAUGAUACACCAAGAAAACGAGGUAGGACUAAAUGAUAUUAACAAGACAUACAUAAGAUACACCUGCACAAAUGCAGAAAACGCCUUCAAUGAUCAUAAUGUUCCGCGUAAAAAUGGAGGAACAGUGCAGCAGGCCUACUGGCCAGAACUAGGCAGGUCUUCCUUAAACCCAAACCCACUUAACCUUAAGUAACAAAAGGCACAAUACCGUGACUGGCUCCUCCCUCUUACUUCCCCACUACUACUUACUUCCACCUCCGCUGCUACUGCUACUACCACUACUACUACUACUACUACUACUACUACUACUACUACUACCACCACUACCACUACCACUACCACCACCACCACCACUACCUCUUCCUGCCUAUACCCGUCCUGCUCUACUUCUGGUUAGUGUGACUUUGUAAAUGGUCCAAGUCGGACCGAAACGUCGUCGUAAGCUCCUCUCUUCUAUGUGCGGGUUAUUUGUGUACCACUUAACUUUUUCCCAAAGUUACCCAAGUAUUUGCUUCAGUACCUAGUUAUUUCUAGUUUUUGAUUCGAUAUCCUCAGUAGUGUAUAUCAACGAACAGCUUACGCACCGAUUGUAUAGGAGAGCAUAAUACCUCCGACUAUAUGCCCUAUUAGUAAUAUUAAAAACGUAACUGUAUGGGCCAGUAGGCCUGUCGCAACGUUCUUCCUUUCUUAUGUUCUUAUAAUGUUCUUGACCCAGCCUCCAAACUGGGAAAAUUGUUACUGCACUUCUCCAAGACCUGUCAUUUAGUACACUGUCAGGCUUGUUAUUUACCUUCCAGUUUUAUGAGAGAUGGACUCUCAGGGAGAUCUGUAAUACUCUACAUAUCCUGAUAUGUUUAGUUUGAUCUCACGAUCUCUUGAGUAAGAAAAUCGUUGCUGACUGUUAUGUAUUAUACUUGCCUUGGGAUGUUAUUUAUUUGACAUAGUACUUGUGUUUCAUGGUAUGGUAGUCCCACGACCAUUAGCGAUGUCUGCUCAUUUAUACAAAUUAUGACAGCUCCUAUGUCUGGGACUGGCACUUUUAAUUUAUUAUUAACUUGUAAUGUGCAUAUUACACAAAAAUCACAACUAGUCAAAAUGUGCUAAGAGUUAUGCUGAUACAGAUGUUGAAUGUUAUGUUUGUAGGCGUAUGUGUAAUUAAGGAGUGAGCGGCAUAAAACAACUUCCUAUACAAACCAUAUAUGAUUUUUAAUAUAGCGUAUUUCACUUUUCAUAACUAAGUCUAAAUUUGCUGCUAAUCUGAUAAUGUGUUGCUGCUGUGACUAGUGUAUUGACUGUUGCUGUUUGUUAUGCUACUUUUGGCGACGUGCCACUCUGGAUAUUAUUUGCACUAGUCACUAGAGUAAGUAUAACGGCAUUCGCGUUAGGAGUAAGCAUACUGUCAACGGAGAAUAAAGGACAAACUUGAAAGUAUAGGCUCCCCCCGUCACUACAUUCCGCGUCAGGUGACUGGACCUCUGUGCACAACAGUCACAAGAAGUCGCAUAUUUUAGGCCGGAGCUCACAACAGCUGCAGCUCCUGGACCUGCUAGUACGCUUUACGGGUUGUGCAGCUAACAGGUAGGGGAUUAUAUGAUCACUUCUCGCCUUCCAACCCUCCCUCUUUCAUUUGCUUGAGUUAUGCAUUUAGACACAUUUGUAAGAUCUCGUAUCCCUGCAGGGUAACACAUUGUUGGUAUUUUGCACUCCAUAAUCAAGGUCUCACUGUAGUACUGUAAACAAACUUUUAUUGUAACUAAACAAUAAAGGUCCCCUCAGUAAGACAGCAAACAAGUCUCACUGUAACUGUUAACAAGUCUUCUCUGUAACACUAAGCAAGCACUUCAUCACUUCUUAAACCUUCACUUUGUCACUGUAAAGACUUUUCACUGUAAGACAACAGUCAAAGCCUCGUUAUACGAAGUCUAAAAAGGCAACAUCCCCAACGCAGCAUUAAUUUUAGUGUACACAACAAACCGUUUUAUUUUCAACAGGGAUCGAAUAAUUUUUGAACACCGGUGUGUGUGUGUGUGUGUGUGUGUGUGUAUAUAUAUAUAUAUAUAUAUAUAUAUAUAUAUAUAUAUAUAUAUAUAUAUAUAUAUAUAUAUAUAUAUAUAUGCCUUACUAGUAAGGCUGAUGCAUGCAGGGGAUGAGAUGAAAAGCUGUAAGCCUUCUCCCUGAAAGCUAGCUGUCUUGGAUCAACGUCUAGUGCAAGCUGGGCGCCAAGGUAUUGGUCCAGUGUAGUGAGAAUGGUAAAGCACUGCGUACCUUGUUCCAAGGUUCGUAGGUUCGAGUCUCCUUCGGCCAGAGAUCAGUGUUUGUGUGUGUGUGUAUAUAUAUAUAUAUAUAUAUAUAUAUAUAUAUAUAUAUAUAUACGUACACCUCACUACUGGAGAAUGGAUCUUCUAUCAGUUAUAAACUUGUAUAUAUGAUUUUUAUAGUAAAGCAUAUAUUUUUAUUGCCAGUUUAUUUAUCCAGUAUUUCAACGUAAAAUAAUCUUACUGUUGAAUAAUAUUUUCGUUAUGAUUUUUUUAGUAUAUUGAUCUACAGAGAACAUUGUUGGAUAUUAGACAUUACACUGUCGAACAGGAAUUAUUGCCUCGUGAAACCUGAGUUACGAUAUUCGCAGGUCUACAAGUGUACUUGUGGUUUACACAAGUUAGGUUAAGAUUCGUCAGGAAAGAGGACAACUGUUUCUUAACGUGGAUCACGUACUGGUUAUAUGACCGAGUCUGUCCGCUGGCUGGCUUACUCAUCCAACCCUUGAAAAAUUUAUAUUAUUUUGUUGGUCUCAGUGCAAUAUAAUGUAUAUUAGUGCAGCAGCAGUGUAUUGUAAGAGCAGUGAAACAUUGUAUUAUUCACAGUGCAACAUAAUAAACAGUAAUCCAG